AUGGCCCGCAGAGGCGGGGGUUCGACGCAGCGGCAAGCGCCUCAGCCAGGACCCAACGGCCACCUUCCGUAUGGUCAUGCCAAUGGUCUUCCGCCACCAUCCACCAUCCCCGCUCAGAUCGUGCGAGGUGCAGCCAACGUCAGAGCACAGCAGAAUACCGUCAACAAACAACCCUUCAUCGAACUUGUCCAGGAGUUUUUGUCUAACCCUGUUUUAGAGGAUCCAGACCCAGUAUGCAUCGCAUUCAUCCUCGCCAUUACCGAGGGCGGGAUAGACCCAUUCUUCAGAGAAGACCCAUUCGCUUCGAAGCACCUGGAGGAGCAAGGUACUCAAUGCAUCGCUGCUCUCAUCAUCAUAUUCCACCAGAAGCCUUAUCUUUGGUUCGCUCCAACGCACGCUGAGGAAGAAGAUGGCAAUCCGCGCCCACCGGUUGUCAUCUGGUUGUUCUCGAAGCUGUUGGGAUUGAUGGUACGCCAAGGACUUCUUCGUAUCCAUCCGACCGUGCUGGAACUGCUGAGUACAUGCCUAAAAUCCUUCACUCUGACCGCCAGUCGUUUGCGUCAAGCUUGGUCGGUCUUUCAACUGUUCCGAUCCUGCGUUGAUAGCAUAACAGCUGCCGUGGAGCUUAGUGAAGAGCCGUUGGAGUCGUUGUGUCCAUCUAUUGGCAUCAUUCUUCCAUCUUCGACUAGCAUUGGCGAUAUCUGGCCUGAAAGCCAGCACCUCGUGGCUCUGCCCCAAGGUCUACAGAGGCCCGUCACAUCUAGAGUCAGUGCGACAUACCUGGCGUUUCGUCUACUUGAAAUUCUCAUAGAAUGCUGCUUCACAUCCAAGCAAAGGACUACCAACGAUUCUACGUUUGAUAGCAUGCGACCGUGGGCCUUAAACAGCUGCCUAGACCUGUGGAUUAGCUUCACGAGAUGGACAGCCGGUGCAGAACGGGGACCUCUGCAUGACGAUAUUGAAGCACUGUACUUGCAGUCGCUGGCCAUCCUAGCUUUGCCCGAUUUAGACAACGAGGACGAUUUCUCCUGUUCAUCUCAAGCGCUGAUCUCUCUUACUUCGGGGCUGCUUGACGGCCUGCGAAGUUGCCUCUCAAGGCCAUUCUCCCGCGCGAAUCAGGCCCGAUUCGGUUACGUGCUGAUACGCUUGCAGUCUAUAUUUCAACAAAUACUCAGGGAUGAGCGAACGGGGAUCAUCGGCCGUCAUGUAAAGAAACUCGUUACAGAUACCAUGAUCCCAGACAUUGCUGGAGUCUGUCAAAACGUUUCAGAGCUGAUUGCAUUGGAGAAAGACUUACAGCUGUCUAUAUGUCUCUGGACAGCACCUGGCGACUGGCCUGCUGAAGUUCGGGAACUUCGGGCCAUUUUAUGCUCAGAGACAGGUCGGCCUUUUGAGAACGAAGAGUUGAACGAUCAGUCGAUUGUUGUUAUCAGCGGUUUUCGCUCAAUGAACAAGGUCGACGAGCAACCGCCUGCGAAACGUCGCAGAACAGCACCCGAGGCCGACAACGAUGCGCCUUCUGAUGUUUUGAACCAUCUGGUCAUGUUGCUCAAUGGAAGCUCUGCCAACUCACCGGUUUUGGACUUGAAAGAUUUCCACGUCUCGAUCCAAAUGAAAUAUGCCAAGCUGCCGGAGGACACGCAAGCUUCUGACCAGGAGCAAACUGAGAUGCUUUUAGCAUUGACCAAGAUUGCCUGCGCUGCGACCCAAUGUAUGAAAGUGCCGGAGAUCAGCCAAGAUCGCUGGAAGGACGCACCGUGUACACUAUGCGAUCCGACCUACAAGGUGCAGCGCGAAGCAAAGGUAUACUGGAACCACCAGGUUCUCGGCGAAAUGUGGAAGGAUGCUAUUGCUGGAAUGAUUGCUAUUACCCAAGAAGCCAGAUUUCAAAAUUCAUCUCGACCGCGAGUAUUAAUGGCCGUUGCUAUCGGGCGCAUCUUCAAUCACAUUUCCGAGACGGAAUACCUCAGCCUGGAAAUAAGCUCUUUAGGCGAAUGGCUGUUGAAGUCAAUGCAGAGGUCUUUACGCGAAUUGAGGAUAGCAGCAUCUCGAUCUCUUAUGACAUUUCUCCGAGAUGACAUCUCUCGCCAUGUUCGGGACAAGAACCGCAGAGCGACGAUGCAGUUCUUAGCUGAAUUGACUAGACGCAAUGUCCCGGCGCAGCAAGAGACUUUGAUCAUGGCAUAUGGUCAAGCGGCACGGACAUGCAGCGGAGAAGAGCUGCAUCUCAUCCUUGCCCAGCUGGUAGAGUACCUGGGCCACACGAAUACGGUUAUUUACGGUGCAGCAUACAAUGAGCUCUGCUCUCUAGCCGACGACCUUCACACAUCACCCCAGGAGCUUUUAAGGCCGUACUGGAGGACCAUCGGGUUCUCCAUUGUCAAUGAUUUGAACACAAACCCACAGAAAGCAAAGUUCGUUGUGGAGUUGAUCGGUGAAAUCUCCUAUGUCAACCAGCUGUUGAUUCUCAUUCACGAGGAUGUUCUCCCGGUGCUCGUACUGAAUAAGAGGACGGAUAUUCUACAACGCAUCGCCAAUGCGAAAAAGACUACGGUUGAGGAAAUAUGCUUGCAGCCACGAGCGCACCUUGCGCGAAUUAUUGCUUUGCUCUUAUGUCAACAUGGUCCAGAUGUCGAACGACGGGCUCUAGACACUUUGGUGGCUGUUGCGCCGGGUGUCCGACAAACAGGACAAAAGCUGCAUGAUCUGGUUCAGCUUGACGCCGCUGCCAUGGCCAGUGAAAUGUUCAAAUUAGCGGCAGAUCGCGACGCUAAUGAAAAGGAACUUUAUUACGAGGGCAUUAGGAGACUUGCUGCACUUGACGAUGUCAAAGGUGACCUUGAGCUUAAGAAGCAAAAGGACGGAAAGCGCAAAGCUGCAUCUAGAAAGAAAUCAAAGGACCUGGUGGAAACUUUCAUUCUUAAACAUGUCCUUGGUGUGAUGGCAGACUUCACAAACCCGAUCGAAAAUCAGCUCGGUAACCAUCACCUGACUGAACGCAGAAGGUGCGUCGGAGCGAUCAAGGAGCUGAUAACGUUUGCACGGGAAGACUCUUGUCAUGCUCUUACUCAGAUUCGAGCGUGUCUGCAGUCCGCCAUGGCUGAUCCUCAUCUUUGCGACCAAGCUUUUGACGUUUGGUCGCUCCUCCUCACUGUUCUAGAGGAAGCUCACCUGAAACUUGUUCUUGGCCAAACGUUCGCAUUGAUUGUUCACCAUUGGUCAUCCUUCUCGGACGAGACCCGGCUCAAGGCCAGCGCUACUCUGGAUCUUCUGCGAGUGCAAAACAACCAACUACUACAAAGCCUAGUCGGGCAAUUGGCAUCGCUAUCUUCCAUUCCGAUGUUAGCGAAAUUGGAGGCAGAGAUAGCUCGUCUGAAAGCGAAGAAGGAUCCCAUCACACUCUUGAACUAUUUCAGUGAGCGAUGCAACGACGAAAACUCGGUCGUUGUACAACACGCAUUGAAGGAGCUCGUGCCGUUCCUGGACGAAAACCAAAAGCUUCUUCAUCAAUCUGCUAUCGAUCAAAAACCGCUCCCUGCGCUUAUCACCCUCAGUCGUUCACUGCUCGAUGUCUGCGUACGAUUUCCAGGAUAUCAUAUCGAGCUACGUACACUUUGCGCUCAAUGUCUCGGGGUUGUUGGUGGCCUUGAUCCGUACCGUGUUGAAACUGUGCGUGAAAAGAAACAAGUUUUAGUGCUUCAUAAUUUCGAACAGGCCGCGGAGGUGAUACAGUUCGUUGCCUUCAUGUUGGAAGAAGUACUGGUGAAGGUAUUCCUCUCGACAACGAAUGCUCGAUCUCAAGGCUGGCUGGCAUGGCUCAUGCAAGAGCUGUGCGCGCUUUGUGGAUUCAACAAUGUAAAUGAGUCCGGCCGAGGUGUUUCGCAGUCUACACCAGCAACACAACGCUGGGACGAAUUUCCAGAGCCUGUUCAAAAAGUAUUGACACCUUUCCUAGACUCCAAGUACCGGUUCACUACCAAUGAAGACGUUCCAACAGCGCAGUAUCCAAUCUUCAGCCUCGAGCUUAGCCACUCCACCUGGCUCCGAACAUUUACAUACGAUAUUCUCCAGAAAGCGAAAGUGCAGAAUGCGAAGAUGUUCUUUCCUACUAUAGGAAGGGUGGCUAGACGAGAAGAUCUCUCUAUUGCCUCCUUCAUUCUUCCAUAUGCUGUGCUGAGCGUCGUGGUCGGAGGUGACGAGGCGGAUGUCAGUAAUGUCGGGCUCGAACUUCUGACAGUUCUUCGGACCGGUUUGCAAGGGGGCGAUCAUACGGAGGCUACGAACAUAAAGCAGUGUAGCGAGAACGUCUUCCAAGUGCUUGAUUACCUUGCCUUGUGGCUGCAGGAGAAACGCAAAGUCAUGUCCGAUGCAAGAAUCAUGGCAGGCAAAACAGGUCGAGGGAUCAAUGAGGUCGAUGAGAUUGAAGCAAUCAAGCAAUUUAGUGCGGUCGAAUCACUGUUGCGCCUGGUCCCCGCGAAGGUGAUCUCCAAGCGAGCUGUCGAAUGCAGGUCGUAUGCCCGCGCGCUAUUUCACUGGGAGCAAUAUUAUCGCGAAGAGCAACACAAGGCCAAGACUGCGGGUGAAGAACUCAUCAAGGAUGAUCUGCUGCAGCAUCUUCAACACAUCUACGCCCAAAUUGAUGAGCCAGACAGCAUUGAGGGCAUAUCUGCUCACCUUUUAAUUUUGAACCCAGAGCAGCAAAUUAUGGAGCACAGGAAGGCAGGACGCUGGACAGCUGCUCAGACCUGGUACGAGCUUGCUCUCGCGGAGAAGCCAAAUGAUCCAGAGGCGCAGGUCAACCUGUUGACCUGCUUAAAAGAGUCUGGUCAGUAUGAUGCAAUCCUCAACUAUGUGGACGGAUUUCAUGCAUCCCGUUUCGUCUCCUCGAGCACCUUACCCUUUGCUGCAGAAGCAGCGUGGUCAACAGGCAAAUGGGACCAACUAGAUAGGAUACUUACCGAACCAUCCGGAGCAGUCAACACCUCCUCUUCAGACUUCAAUGUUGGUAUAGGCAAGGCCUUGCUGGCAUUGCGGCAUGGUAAAGCAGACGCCUUCAAGCACACAGUGAACGACCUACGCACCGCCUUGUCAAACGGACUGUCUGCUUCGGUGACUGCGUCUCUGCACAACUCUCACGACCAUCUUGUCAAGUUGCACACGUUAUACGAGCUUGAGACCAUCAGUGCUCUCUCCAGUCACGCCCCAUCAGAUCGAGGAGUGCUCUUCGAAAACUUGGAUAGGCGGUUAGACCUCUUGGGCGCUUACACUUCGGACAAGCAGUAUCUGCUUGGAGUGCGUCGCGCAGCUAUGCAGCUGUCUCAUUUGGAAUUUACCGACCUGGAGAUUGCAUCAGCCUGGUUGACCACCGCACGACUCGCACGGAAAGGAGAGUUCUCAUCAGCAGCUUUUAACUCCAUCAUGCAUGCUACUCAGCUCGGCGACGAUGCUUCAAAGAUUGAAUACUCCAAAAUGCUCUGGAAGGAGGGACAUCAUCGAAAGGCCAUUCAGAACCUGCGAGGCGCUCUUGCCACCAACUCAUUUGCCACGAGGGAGAUGCCACCUAUGGACGUUAGUGUCUCUGUAUCUACAACCGCCACUGGCGAUGUUACACAUGCUGCGAACAGGGUCAAAUGUCAUGCUCAGCUGCUGCUCGCCAAGUGGCUUGAUAGGGCUGGUCAAACCCAAAGUCUCGUGCUGAAAGAGGAGUAUGCGCGGGGAAUCAUGACAUUCCCUAAGUGGGACAAGGGACACUACUACCUUGGCCGAUACUAUCUCAAGCUAUACGAGACGGAGAAAGCCUUGCCAGUGAACAAACAGGCAAGCAACUUCCUGGCCGGAGAAUUAACGAAACUGGUCAUCGAGAACUAUAUCCGCUCUACUGUGUAUGGAUCUAAGUACUACUACCAGACUAUUCCCAAGAUUCUCACUCUCUGGCUGGACAUGGGAAUGGAGAUGAACUCGCAGCCCAAGCUACCCAAGGACAAGGACCUUCACCAGCACAAGAUGAACCACCUUAACCACAUCAAUGCCUACGUCAAGCGGUAUGCGAGUGAACGUAUGCCGGCCUACCCAUGGUAUACUGCCUUUCCUCAGAUCAUUAGUCGUAUCAAUCAUCCAAACAAGAGCGUUUGGGAAGUUCUCCAGCUCAUCAUCAUCAGAGUGACCGGCCAGUAUCCGCAGCAAGCCCUGUGGGGGCUUUUAGCUGUGCAGAAUUCACAGCAGGACGAUCGACGGGCUCGGGGUGGCGGAAUACUACAGAAGCUUCGAGAUCACUCCAAGCGCAAGAAUGGCGCCUUGGAACUCAAGAGCCUUAUCAACCAUGGCCAACGUCUUGCCGAUGCUCUGCUGUCAGCAUGUGACACUCCAGUUGAACAGAGAGUGUCACACGUCAGCCUAUCCAAGGAUCUGCGUUUCAACACUAAGCUUGCACCUUGUGCUCUGGUGGUGCCUGUCGAAUCCAAUAUGACCCCUAGCCUUCCCUCCACCAAUGAUAGCAGACUAAUACGAGCACACAAUCCUUUCGCAUCAGACGUUGUCACAAUAGCUGAGUUCAGGGACGAUGUUCUAGUCCUGUCAUCGCUUCAGCGCCCGCGUAAGAUUGUUGUGCGAGGUUCCAAUGGGCGAUUAUAUGGCCUCAUGUGCAAGCCGAAGGAUGACCUCCGCAAGGAUCAGCGACUCAUGGAAUUCAAUUCAAUGAUCAAUCGCGCCCUGACUAGGAACAUCGAGGCUAGCAAGCGCCGACUCUACAUCAAGACAUAUGGAGUUACGCCGCUCAACGAAGAGUGCGGUACCAUCGAAUGGGUUGAAGGCUUGAAGCCCAUGCGAGACAUCAUAAUACGGUUAUAUCGCCAAAAGAGUGUCAGCAUCGAUUACCAAGAGAUACGCAUGCUGCUCAACGAAGCAUGUGCGGACCCCAAGAACAUACAUCUGUUUACGCAUAAGAUCCUCGCGAAGUUCCAGCCCGUGCUGCACGAGUGGUUUGUAGAGACGUUCCCAGAACCCGAGGCUUGGUUUGCCGCAAGGCUACGAUACACGAGGUCGUGCGCCGUCAUGAGUAUCGUAGGCCAUGUCCUUGGCCUCGGCGAUCGCCACGGCGAAAAUGUCCUGCUCGAAGAAGGAAACGGCGGAACCUUUCAUGUCGAUUUCAACUGUCUUUUUGACAAAGGCCUCACUUUCGAGAAACCCGAGCUUGUCCCCUUUCGGCUCACUCACAACAUGGUUGACGCUAUGGGCCCCGCAGGCAUAGAAGGGCCGUUCCGGAAGACAGCUGAGCUUACGUAUUCUUUGCUGCGUCAGCAUGAAGACACACUUAUCACCAUCCUGGAGACGUUCGUGCAUGAUCCUACAGCGGAUUUCCUGGGCGGCAAGAAAAAGAGGAGGAUACCAGGCGUUCCGGAGAGUCCGCAGGAGGUUCUAGAAAUCGUGAAAGGAAAGCUGGGUGGGUUUGUGAGGGGUGAGAGUGUCCCUUUGAGUGUAGAGGGGUAUGUAGAUAGUCUUAUAAGGCAGGCGAAGGAUCCGAUGAACUUGGCGGCUAUGUAUAUUGGGUGGUGUGCGUUCUUUUAA
Messenger RNA from Didymosphaeria variabile, 7563 nucleotides. It is a transcript of the gene MEC1, whose product is annotated as serine/threonine-protein kinase M1. The coding region runs from base 1 to 7563 and encodes 2520 amino acids. Gene Ontology annotation, molecular function: protein serine/threonine kinase activity; protein binding. The transcript has 10 exons. The record is from RefSeq and is a predicted model, not a curated record. Gene Ontology annotation, cellular component: nucleus. Gene Ontology annotation, biological process: DNA damage checkpoint signaling; telomere maintenance; protein phosphorylation. NCBI's taxonomy places the organism in Eukaryota, Fungi, Ascomycota, Dothideomycetes, Pleosporales, Didymosphaeriaceae.